This is a messenger RNA of Pestalotiopsis fici W106-1, 1800 nucleotides long. RefSeq lists its product as uncharacterized. Bases 1 to 1800 code for a protein of 599 amino acids. Gene Ontology annotation, molecular function: phosphorelay response regulator activity; DNA-binding transcription factor activity; sequence-specific DNA binding. The transcript has 5 exons. NCBI's taxonomy places the organism in Eukaryota, Fungi, Ascomycota, Sordariomycetes, Amphisphaeriales, Sporocadaceae. Gene Ontology annotation, biological process: phosphorelay signal transduction system; regulation of DNA-templated transcription. The record is from RefSeq and is a predicted model, not a curated record.
AUGUUGGAGGACCCAUCGUACAGUGAAGUCGUCCGCUGGGGUGACCACGGUGAUAGUUUCGUCGUGCUCGAGAACGAAAAAUUUACGAAAACGAUCCUUCCGAAGCAUUUCAAACACAGCAACUUUGCUAGUUUUGUUCGUCAGCUGAACAAGUAUGACUUCCACAAAGUGCGCCAGAAUGAGGAGACGGGUCAGUCGGUGUACGGUCAGAAUGCUUGGGAAUUCAAGCACCCAGAGUUCAACCGUGACGCCAAGCACAACCUGGACAACAUUCGCAGAAAAGCGCCGGCUCCGAGAAAGGCCCAGAACAAUGAGGAGCAAUUCCACCACUCCAAUACUCAGAUUGUGGCAUUGACAGAGAAUGUCGCUGCCAUGCAACAGCAAGUCCAGAGUUUGCAGGAGUCAUACUUUGCCCUCACACAGGCCAAUAAGGUCUUUGUGGAUGAGAUACUUCACCUACAGCGUGUCGUCAAGGCCCAGUCCCAGGUCAACAAUGAGCUGUUGAGCCACUUGAACAAGGCAGACCAGUCCCGCCGUCAUGCCAGAUCCGCCUCGAACCAUGCAUCUGGCCCAGCAUUUUCUGACAACAUCAUGUCGGACGGAACGCUCGAGCCUGCCGCUGAGCUUAGAAGGGCACGGGAGAUCAUGAGCAGUGUGUCUGGCGAUCACAUCCCCGAAAGAGACCUGCGCCAGAUGUCGGUACAGUUCCAGCAGGUUGGUGCCUCGCCCGAGUCGGCUGGGUCUGGAACCAUGAUGGGCCCGCCGGGAACUGGAGCUAUGCCCCAAGACUUUGUCCACAACCCCAUGCUCGACCCUCGUCACAUGGUAUACCCAGUCGGACAAGAUAUCGGUAUCGAUCCUUUUGCUGCCGAGCACUUGGGCAACAUCCCUUAUAACCGGCCGCUGUCGCAGAACGCCCUGGCAGCCGCACCAGAGACUGUGCCUCCUACUGUGCCGACCAUAAGCCCACCCAGCGGUGCACCUGGCGCCAGUUCUCCGUGGGGUGCUAAGAAGCCUAGAAUUCUGCUCGUUGAAGAUGACAGGAUCUGUUCGAGAAUCGGAAGCAAGUUUCUCGCCAACUUUGACUGUGGUGUCGAAGUUGCUCGUGAUGGACUGGAAGCUGUACACAAGAUUAAUGCCAAUCCAAACUGGUUUGACUUGAUUUUCAUGGACAUUGUCAUGCCACAACUUGAUGGUGUGUCGGCCACCGCUAUGAUUCGAGAAGUCAACCCUAGAAUCCCGAUUAUUGCCAUGACUUCCAACAUCAAUCAGCAAGAUCUAGACAUGUACUUUCACUGGGGAAUGAAGGAUGUGUUGGCCAAGCCUUUCACCAAGGAGGGCAUGAUUGGAAAGCUGCGGAAGCACCUUGCUGGCUUCAUGCGCAACGCAACAGCUGAGGCUUACAUUGAUGCGUAUGGUAAUGGCCAGCCGCCGACUCCUGGACCCUAUUCCAAUGCUGGCAUGAGCCUGCCUAUUUCUGCAGCAUCAUCCUCGGGAAUGGCAAAGUUUGAGACGACGCCGAUACAGUCGCCCGCAACUAGUGCUUCGUGGCACUCGCCAGGACAAAUGCCUCAUGCAUCGCCGAACCUGAACCACGAGCAAGGUUACAUGGCUGCUGGAAACGGAGCACAAAUGGGCAUGAACCCCGGCGCACCUUCGCAGCCUCGGUUCCCGAAUACAAUGCUCCCUGCCAUGACGGCCGGUCAUGGCAGAAUGCCCGAGGGUAUGCCCAACGAUGGCCCGCCUGAGAAGAGACAGCGACUCCAUGGCCCUACAUUCCAGGGCCAGUAUCCGCAAUAA